CUGGUUGGUCAAUUAGUAAAUUUGGUUUACCAAGAAAAUGGUAUAGUUUUUGAUGCAGGUGACAGUUUGAUGCAGUAUCAGACAGGUCAGAGAUGCUUUGAACGUUGUUACAUUCGCUGCAGAAUUUUUUUUGGUCUUCUACGCUGGUUUAUAUACAGCGGGAAAAAGGGCUUGCUGUAUCCAGUAUAAACACGACAUUAGUCACAGGGUUAAAGAAGUAUCUCUCAAAGUUUCACAUCUAAUUUACCUUAUAAUAGAAGUGUUGGAGAUUACCUUUUUAUUCUUGUUCUCACUGUGUUUAAUUUCAUUUACUUUGGACAAAUAUGCUGAAUUUUACCAAUAGGAAAUUAUGAACUAAUAUGCAAAGUGGUGUAUUUGAUGUGAUGUGUCUUGUACUUAGUGGGAUGUAAUAACUGAUCAUUUUUCGUAAAUUUCACAUUGACAAAUCUAAAUGAACUGACUCCAUAAAAAACACUAUCAUCAUAUUAUGUGUCUGAAUUCAAACAAUGUGGCACCUUAAUUAAUGAUGUUAAGAAUCAAAAAGCAAUUUUUUUUUUUAAAUGAAUAUAAGUUAAGUUUAACUUUAAAAUUUAUUUUAAUGGAUGGACUUAAUGGCUUGUAAAAAAGUUGCACAUGCUUUUGUAUUACUAUUGUGCUGACAAAAAAGAAAAAAACUAGCGUGUCAGUGUAAAACUGUGUCACCACUUACUAUAUGUUUAAUAUUCCAAUUUCUAAUCCAUACGGUCCCUUCAGUCUCUAAAGUAGGCAAUCUUUCAUUAGUUCCUUAUUCUCUGGUGUUGCUUGGUAAGUUACUCCAUCCACCCACUCCUGAAGUUUCCCUCCUUGAUGACAUCACCAGGAUAAUUUUACACAAACUUUGUAACGCUUCCCCCAUAGCCACAGAUGGCAUUAUACAACUGUUUUCUCAGGCUGAGUAGUACUUCCCACGAGUGCUUCCCACGACCGGUAAACUGAUGCUCCUGAGUAAAAUGGGUGGACUGUCCCUUUAAACCCAAUUUUGGUAUCACUUAGAGGGUCGUGUCAAGCUUUCGCCGCUUCAUAUCAGUUAAAACUGAGGGGAUUUUGGCCUUUGGCCACCGGUGACAUAAGUACUGAUGAACUCAUAACAGCAUUUACAGCACUGCAUAACUAAGUGCACAAUUAGGAUAAUUAAUGAAAGAAGUAUUGGGAUACUAAUUAAUACAUUACAAAUAAAUUUUAAUAAGUAGAUUCGGAUAGAUAGAUUGACUGAUUGAUUGGUUGAUUGACCGAUUGAUAGUUUCUGUAGAUGUUUGACUAUAACCAUUAUCGCUGCAGAGAGCAGCUGUUUCACUGUCUUUCGAACGGAUAUUAGACAUUAAAUUGAGCCAUUUAAAUGGCUAUAUUCUUAACGCUGGCAACUGUAGGCUGUAAGCAGAGGCAUUGUGCUAUCUCUUUAAUCCUCAAAGGGCACACUCGGAUGAAUGCGCUUCAAAAAGUUACAGCGGAUUUGGUAUUUAUAUGUGGUUAAAUCUCCAUGUUGUCUCAGCACAGUGUCCGUUUGGGCUUCUGAAGAUUUACACUGUGUUGAAACAAGAUUAUGGGAUGGACGGGACGGGAUGGGAUGUGGAGCUUUCCCAGCCCAACCACGACGAGAGCAUAACGCAUAUUUGUCGGAUCGGAUGCAGCAGCAUCCUCUCAAAAAGCCCUGCUUCAGCAGAGUCAGUCAGACCGCCUCUGAAACCCGUGAAGGAUGCUGUGGGAUGCUCCCGGAGGAUCCAGCCCCACAGCAGCCCGAGCUGUGCGAUAUUCCUGCUGAAAUAAGUCUAUCGCCGAAAUGAAACGCACUGCGACUUAGACUUGGAUCAGCUCGAAAGAAAAUAUAUAGCUUAUAUACAUAAAACAAAACUAAAAACUCUCCUCGACUGCCUCAGUUUCAACUUGAUCCCGGAGCAUGGGAGUCGUCGGCACGGAUGCAGCGCUACACCGGCUUCAGAAGUUGGACAGCCAAACAUUUGAAUGCCAUGACUCUUGACUUUGGACGAGAUUUCCAACGCAGUGCAGACGGCGUGAAAUAUAGAAACCAUAAGGUGAACCUGACCUGUUGUCCGGAUUAUGUAUCUCUGGAGGGUACUGUUUGAUCAACACGAGGCGCUUAAAUAAAACGUACAUUUAGUCUAUCUGAGGCAUGUUGGAAUAUUGAUCCCUGAAGGACCCAUGGGUGUCACUUAUUAUUCACAGUAAUGGAAUGAAGACACUAUCUUGAUAUGAUGGAUGAUAGAUCCAGUAAGCUCAUCUUGGUUCCUAUUCUAGCUGUCCUUUUUGUUAUGAUCGGUUAUCAGUACAUAUGUCCUGCUGGCAGCAAUUCGUGCCACUUUAAGACUGGUGAGAAAUUAAGUGGGGUGAGCCUACUUUCCACCCCGUACCAGGACAGCGAUGAAUUCUACAGAGAUCAAGACCUGGAAGAUGACAGCCCUCCGAAACUGCCGUCGAAAUUCAACUUCACCGAAAGAGACCUUGAUAGACACGUGGAGUUCAACAUCAAAGGGGACGACGUGAUAGUGUUUCUGCACAUCCAGAAGACCGGAGGAACCACUUUCGGGAGGCACUUGGUGAGGAAUAUUCGCUUGGAGCAGCCGUGCGACUGCAAACCCGGACAGAAGAAAUGCACCUGUCACAGACCAGGGAAAGAGGAGUCCUGGCUCUUCUCCCGGUUCUCUACUGGAUGGAGCUGCGGACUGCAUGCAGACUGGACCGAGCUAACGAACUGUGUACCUGUUAUUAUGGAUAAGAAGGAGGCCCAGAGGAAUAAAAGGAACUUCUACUACAUCACCAUGCUGCGCGACCCAGUCUCCCGCUACCUGAGCGAGUGGAAGCACGUCCAGCGCGGAGCCACAUGGAAGACCGCCCUCCAUAUGUGUGAUGGACGCUCGCCCACCCAGGACGAGCUGCCCACCUGCUACAGCGGGGAUGAUUGGUCCGGUGUCACCCUGACAGAAUUCAUGAACUGCCCGUCCAACCUGGCUAAUAACAGGCAGGUCCGUAUGCUGGCCGACCUGAGCCUGGUGGGCUGCUACAACCUGUCCUCUAUGAACGAGAGCCAGCGCAACCACAUCCUAUUGAGCAGCGCCAUGAGCAACCUGAAGAACAUGGCUUUCUACGGUCUGACCGAGUUUCAGCGCAAGACGCAGUACCUGUUUGAGCGGACGUUCAGUCUGCGUUUCAUCUCCGCGUUCACGCAGAUCAACAGCACGCGAGCCGCCAACGUGGACCUGAGCGAGCCCGUGCGCAGACGCAUCGAGGAGCUCAACUUCUUGGACGUGCAGUUGUACGAGUACGCGAAAGACCUGUUCCUCCAGCGUUUCCAGUUCACCCGCCAGAGGGAGCACCAGGAGGUGCGUUUGAAGAGGCGCGAGGAGAGGCGCUGGCUGAGGGAGCAGAGAGGGCAGGGCAGGCCGUGGCACAGAGGUAGCGGAAACAGAGGCGGGAGGGUGGGGGGAGGAGGCCUCGAGAGAGGGACUGAUGGUGACUUCCCCACCACCACUGAGGACUACACGAGCCAAGUGGCUCGCUGGUGAGGCUCUGGUCCUGUAAAGAGAGAGCAGUGAGAGAAAAAAACAUUCAAAUUAAAACAUUUCCUUUGACACUCUCUCGCACAUUCUACAUCUCUCUCUUUUUGUCUCACUGUUAAUCUGUCUCUUGCAUCUAUUCGUUUCUCAGCUUCAGUGUGAUCCGAGUGCUCUGCUGUUUCUUUACGAAAACUGCCAAGUCUGUGAGUCUCACAGCAGCUCUGCCUUGGAGUACCCUUUGGUGUCUUAAAUCUUUAAAUGCUGUUUAUAUAUAUAUAUAUAUAUAUAUAUAUAUUCAUUUAAUUUGUUGCCUUGGUUCUUUAUCAUUUGUUGAAAUAGACAGUAUACUGAGGUGAAAGGGGGGGAAACAAUCAAAAGAAGCUGCCAUAGACGGCAUUGCUUUUAAUUUUGACAUUCAGUGCAAAAGAAAGAAUGUCACUGAAGUCACUGUCCUUGUUGCAUCAGGUAGGAAACAUUUUCCAUUUGAAAGAUGUAGUUUUAGAAGAAGUGAUGGUUGCAUGGCACACAUCCACAUUAUACUUUCAGUUGGGGGUAGCGGUUUCCAAAAGAUAUACAGUACUGUAAACCAAAGUGAAUAAAGAACACAAUGUAUUGUACAAUUUAUUUGCUUUUAAUUUAAUGCCAAUUAAACCCUCUCUAAGGACCAUAUUGUAUGCAUGCAGUACCCACUUUUUAAACAAAAUUAUAGAAGACUGAUGCUGGUAUGUGCAAUAGAACACAGAUUUUAACACCUCUAUCAAAGUGAACAUAUUGUGCCAGUCACAAAGGGGGCAUCCUGCUGAACAAAAAGACCAUCAUUCCCAGUACUUCAUGGCAAAACAUUGUGUUUUUUUAUUUGGGAAAUAAUAACAAAUGCUCUGCAAUGAGAAAAGCAUAUUUUGUAGUGAGUUGCAGAAAUAGAAAGUUGGUAAAUAGAACAGGUGAUGAAAUGUGUCAGUGUGGCCGGCGUGUGGCUCGACUGUAAAUUAGAUGAUCAGCAUUCAGUUCUCAUGCCCUUCCCUGUCACACUGGCUGCUUUUACAUGUUUGUAGAGCUGACGGCAACUGCACUGUGGGCAGCGAGAGUGCCCUAAUGCCAGCAGAGUGCCAGCCUACAAAGACCAGCCUCAAAGCAGAGAGUCGAGAAAUAAAACAUGUCUGUCAUUUCUUCUUCCCGAUAGUUUCCAGUCCCUCAAAUCCAAUCAGCACAGCAAUACGUGAGGAUGAAAGAGGGUUUGCUUUUAUCUGGUUAAAUAGGCUUCAGUGAUGCGUCUUAUGCCUCUUAUCUCAUAUUCACUCAAAAUCCCUGCUUAUCAAAUUAAAUGUUCACUAAAUGUCAACACUGAAGUCAUAUAGCUGCUGCUGUUCUAACAGGAUUUUCUCAUGUUUCCUCUGAUUGCAGUUACUUAUAAAAUACCUCAGAUGGUACCGUUUUGUCUCAUUUUAAAGAAACACCCAUGCUUUGUCUUUUUUGACUGAUUCAUCCCCUGGUACAGUGAAUGAGUUGAAUGAAUGCAGGUUCAAUUGUUUGAGCUGUACUGAUGCACCCCCAUCCAUGGAUGAGGCAGAAUAAAGAUGUGGUGUAUAGCACAUUGACAACACUCUGCCAAGUGUUUCAAGUGGAGCUACUUGCUACAGCUCAGAAUAUUGACUCACUCUGUGUGUAAAUUAAAACUAAGGUCAUGUAGUCAUGCCAUUUGUGAUGUAGCAGUGAAACAGCAUGUUGACAAAAUUUUGUUAAUCUCAAAUGGGUAAACUGGGAUUCUUGUCAUUUUCACCAUAAAAGCGUUAGAGUGAAUUUUUGCGAUAACAUGGUGUUAAUGCUACUUUAUUCUAGUAUUUCACUACAUUUCAAAGGGAAAUGUUGUAUACUUAAACUUCAUUCCAUUUAUUUGACAGUAGUUUGUGGCUACAUUGCAAACUUCUCAUGCAACAUUAAAAUGUUCCUUAUACGCUGAUAUCAUUAGCAAUAUCCAAUUAUAUCACACAGACCAGAACAAAACAUUGUUUAAAAAAAAACUCAUAUCAUCAGGACUGGUGUGGUUCAAUCAGAUGUGAUAAGUGGUGGAAAAGUACUGAGAUCCUGUAGCAAAAGUACCAAUAUUACAAUGUAUAAAGACUCUGUUACCAGGAAACAUUCUGCAUUUAACAUCUCUACUUUUGUAAAAGUACAGAGCUAUUGUCAUCUAUAUGUGCUUUAAGCAUCAAAGUAAAACUAGUGUGCAGUAAAAUAGGCCCAGUGAUUGAUAGAGUAUUACAUAUUACAUUAGUAGAUUAUUAACCCUGAUGCAUCAAUGUCCAAGCAACAUUUUUAUUUUUGUAGUUGGUCAAGGUGGAGCUAGUUUUAACUGCUAAUGUCUGAAAGGUGAAGCAUGGCAAAAUGUUUUUCUGUUUGAAAUCACACUGUGAUACAUGCAUCAUAUUUGUUUUAUGUAAAAUCUUUGUCUAUAAAGUAACUAGUCACUAUAUCGGUCAUAUAAAUGUCAUGUGGUAAAAUGUUAAACCCCCCCCCCCCCCCGAAAUGUAGUUAAGUACAAGUAUAAAGUAGUAUAAAAUAGAAAUACUCAAGUAAAGCACAAGCAUGUUGAAAAUAUACUUAAGUAAAUGUACUAGGUUACUUUUAACAACUGGAUUUAACUGGCAGUGGCCUGGCCAGAGGAAGACUGAGCAGAGCCAUCAUUAAUGUUAUUAGUAAUGCCUGUGUCUGUGAAAAUGUAUGCACCCAUUGUGACUUUUACUAAGACAAAGAAGCUGAGUACUUCUAUAAUCGCAUACAGAGUGUUCAGUAUUUACUGCUAAUUCAAUUACUGAUAGAACACAGGAGGAUUUCUUUUUAAAAUGGCAAUUGCCAAAAGGCCGUUUUAUUUUGGAAAUUUCUUUUAAUAAACCAACAUGCUGCACUGCUGUGUGACAAGCUGUAGGAAUUAUAAUGUUCCCCAGUGACAGAUGGCAUUAGUACUGCAUGAGCAGCAGAAGUGCUGUAUGGCUAUUAAUGAAACACUAAUGAAACACUUCUUCUAAUGCUGUACAUGUGCUAUAAACCCAAGUUACAUAUACAUAUGUAUUUAUGUUUGUAUGUAUGUGUGUGUGUAUGUGCACGCGCACAUAUGCGUGUGCAUGUGUGUCUGUGAUGUUAAAUUCAUUAUUGGAAAUUAAAUUCAAGUCAUUAACUCUGUAUUUAUUUCCUCUGCAUAACAAUGAAACAAUGUGUGGAUAGGAAACUUAUGUUUAAAUGAUCAGAUCUCAUUGACUCAUGAAUAAAUCAUUCACAAAGGUUAGGGUUAAUUUUCCAGUUGCAGUUGCCAUUUUCUGUGCAACAGUCUAUCUGUGUCAGCCUCCAUGUCUGAGAACAGAAAAUAUUGUUUAAUUACUAAAAAAUAAUGAGUUUAUGCUGUUGAAAUUUAGGCUUCUUAGGCUUUUUUUUUCUGAUUUCUGAAUAUUUGACUCACCAAAGCUGCAUCCUAAAAAAUGUUUUCACCAAUUUCAAAGUUAGGGAAGUGAAAUCUCUCAGAUUAUGAUGUAAAUAAUAAACUGAAUAAAAGCUCAUAUGGAUUUUCACUUGAAACCAUACUGCCAUUCCAAGAAGUGUGAUGUGCCACUCUGUUAAAGGAGCAUUUCAGUGAACUUGUACUGCCACUCCAUGAUAGUGCAUUUCUCUGUGAAGCUGAUUUAUCUGUAUUUAUUUGUUUAUUUAUAUGAUUUUAUCUGUCGCUAAAGAAUGGCUUUGCCUGAUGGAAAAUACCUGUAUUACCAACACCUCAGUGAUAAUGGAAGAGAGCUUUCUUAGUGUAAGAAUUUCUAUGUACAUGUUAAAAGUCUUGUGAUGAAAUGAGCAGUCUUAAAGCCUUUUGGCGUGUAAUAUUUAAUCUGCCAUUUUUCUUGUUAGAUCCAAAAAAAAAAAAGAGUGAAUUCUGCGUAAGAUAUCAGAAAUAAAUGCAUUGAAUGGUCAUGA
Messenger RNA from Lates calcarifer (barramundi perch), 7499 nucleotides. It is a transcript of the gene hs6st3b, whose product is annotated as heparan sulfate 6-O-sulfotransferase 3b. The transcript has 2 exons. The coding region runs from base 2247 to 3557 and encodes 436 amino acids. The record is from RefSeq and is a predicted model, not a curated record. Lineage: Eukaryota; Metazoa; Chordata; Actinopteri; Centropomidae. Gene Ontology annotation, cellular component: membrane. Gene Ontology annotation, molecular function: heparan sulfate 6-sulfotransferase activity.